Molecule: messenger RNA, 390 nt
Organism: Ostertagia ostertagi
Lineage: Eukaryota; Metazoa; Nematoda; Chromadorea; Rhabditida; Trichostrongylidae
Source: the annotation of a GenBank genome assembly
AUGUUGAUUGGAGUCACACCAUUCCGUGGCGAAACCGUACCCGAGCUGAAGACGAAAUCUAUCUGGUUACGAGGAUCUCGAUUCCCCUCUACUUAUCUCAAUUUACGCACUUACCAGGAAGAAGACGAGGAGAAGAAAUCUGAAAUUUCGAAAAAGGUGUGGACCAUCAUGAACAGCUACGGCAUCACAGAACAGAUGCUUGAAGACUCAAACGAGCGUGGUCCGAGGAAUGCUCUAAUCGGAACAUACCGUAUCGUACAGUAUCAAGUGCAAACAGCUGUCAAAGAGCCGCCAUCAGAGUCUUCGCUAGCUCAGCCUACAACAGAUGCUCAACGAAGAUUAGCAAAUCGACAGCUGAAGAACAAAAGCAAAACAUGUGUUAUUGUCUGA